Messenger RNA from Penicillium argentinense, 2811 nucleotides. Its product is annotated as putative transmembrane glycoprotein. Lineage: Eukaryota; Fungi; Ascomycota; Eurotiomycetes; Eurotiales; Aspergillaceae. Bases 1 to 2811 code for a protein of 936 amino acids. The transcript has a single exon. Gene Ontology annotation, cellular component: membrane. Gene Ontology annotation, molecular function: calcium ion binding. The record is from RefSeq and is a predicted model, not a curated record.
AUGGCUUUUCUUUACAUCCUCGUUCUGGCCUUUGUGUCUGCCGUGAACGCCGCAGCCCUCUCCGCCAACUAUCCCAUCAACGCACAGCUCCCACCUGUUGCGCGAGUCUCGCAACCGUUCCGUUUCGAAUUCGCCGAGGGUACCUUCGCCCACAGCGACAAGGACACCAAGUAUUCGCUCUCAGAUGCCCCGUCAUGGCUUUCGGUCGACAGCCGCAGCCGCACGCUGGAGGGAACGCCGCGCUCGGAUGAUACAGGCUCGAAGAAAUUCAAGCUUGUGGCGUCCAAUGGAUCAGAAACGGACAGCAUGGACGUGACCCUGAUUGUGACGGCAGAUCAAGGCCCAACAGCAGGGACACCGCUGGUAUCGCAACUACAAGCUCUAGGACCUGUUUCGUAUCCCGCGACUCUGUUCCUGCAGCCCGGUCGUUCCUUUGCGAUUCCUUUCGACGCCGAUACUUUCCAUAAUACGCACCCGGCUACGAUCUACUACGGAACAUCGCCUAACAACGCCCCCUUGCCAUCGUGGAUGAGCUUUGAUCCUGCCACGCUCAAGUUUUCUGGAAACACCCCGUCGUUUCCCGGAUCCGGACCUGAGGUUUUUACCUUUCAGCUUGUUGCGUCGGACGUGGCUGGAUAUAGUGCCGUCAACUCCACUUUCCAGCUGGUGAUCGCUCCGCACAUUCUGGCCUUCAACGAGACCGUCCAGACCUUCAACCUCACCAGAGGGGACAAGUUCAGCAGUCCAGAAUUCGCUAAUCUCCUCUCCAUGGAUGGCUCGCCUAUUCAUACGAGGGAUCUAAACAACGUGGACGCUGACUUGCCGGACUGGUUGACUUUGGACGAUGACACCCUUUCGAUCAGCGGUACUCCCCCGAAGAAUGCCGUGAAUCAGAAUAUCACCAUUUCGGCCACGGAUGCAUACUCGGAUGAAGCCAAGCUGAUGGUGCGUCUUCAGUUCAAUGAACUGUUUCUCGAGACUGUCCAGGGCUGUGAGGCGACCAUUGGCGAGGACUUUAGUUUCGUAUUCAACCAGUCCAUUGUGACUGACGACUCCGUGCAACUUGACGUCGACUUGAGCGAUGACCUGAGUUCGUGGCUCAAGUACUUCUCCGACAACAAGACGCUUUUUGGACAUGUUCCCCCGGAUAUGGAUGCGCAAAAGUUCACUAUCCCCCUCAGGGCGUACCAAGGCUCUACCGAAAGCACGCAGGAUUUUGAACUUGAUGUCCUCGAGCCGUCUGAUACACACAAUGCCUCUUCAGAUCCGUUCUCCGGCUCCUCGAGUCCUGAACACAAGAAGGCUGGUAUCAUCGCUAUCUCGGUCGUUAUUCCCGUCGCCGUCGUUCUAAGUGCUAUUAUUCUGUUUUGCUGCUGGCGCCGUAGAAGAAAGGCCCCGAGCGCUGAGGAGGGUCCCUUCCAAGCCAAGUCUUCACCCCCUCCUCGUCCCAUGCGCCCAGAUAUGCCGAAUUGUCAACCCGGAAUGAACUACCGGCCUUCUCGUGACGACAACUCCGACGACUGGAUGAGCCCCAUCUCGCCUGCUUCAGACCUCCCCAAACUCGAGCUGGGCCCGGAAUGGAAUGUAGCGUCAUUCGAAAAGCACGAGGACUCGAUGAAUAUUCUUCCUGAGCCCAGUCCUCCGCCACGCUCUCCCAAGCGCCCUUUCGUCCCUCUCCGAGACCCCGUCGCUGCAGACAAGCAGGCCGAAAAGUCUCCCUCGAAGAAGCAGCAAAACCGAUUGUCGCUCUCGAACAGCCCAUCCUUGCGUCGUCGCACUAGUCAACGUUCUCGACGGGAACCUCUCAAAUCCAUCCAACCGCGAGCCACCAACAAGAAGCGCGAGUCCAUUCAGUCAUCUCGUUCCAAGCGAUACUCCAAGCGAUCCAGCGGCAUCUCCUCUGUAGCCACCGGCCUGCCAUUCCGCAUGAGCGGUGCCGGACACGGUGCAGGCGGAUACGGACCCCCAGGCCACGGCCUAGUCCGCAUGUCAUGGCAAAACACCGGCAAAUUCUCCAUCAUGAGCGACGAGAGCAGCCUCACCAACAUGACGCCCUUGUUUCCACGCCCCCCAGCCGCCGGACGGAUGCGCCACAGCCUGGCAUCCAGUAUCCCCGAAAAGCGAGUAACACUCCGAACCGUAGAGCCCGACGAAUCGACCAUCUCCGAAGCCGACUCAAUCGAAGCCUUUGUGCAAAACCGCGCCAAACACCGCAACUCCUCCAACCCUCUCUUCUCCGCGCAAAUCAGCCGGCGCACAUCUUCCGGCCUGCGAGCUCUUGAACGAGCCCGCAGUAUCCGCAGCCGUGCGGACACCGUCUCCGUAUCUACCUUCAGCGACGAAUACCGACAAUCCAUCCAAGGACGCCCCUACUCGACCGCCAUGUCGGUCUCCGAAUACGGGGAUGAGGGUACCCGGUUCUCGCAAUAUCAGACGCUCCAACCCCCGCCCAACCUCUUCCCUCUCGCUGAGGGUGGCGGCAAGAGCCAAAGCCAAUUGAGUCUCGCGCAAGAUUACCGCAACGUCGUCUCUCCCCUGCCUCGAUUCUGGAGCGAAACCAGUCUCAGUAGUGCGCGUCGUCUGGAUUCGGGGAACCAUGCGAAGCCACAGCGCGCGGAACGACAGUCGGCUGUUCCGCCUAGCUCAUCGAUUAUCUCCGAUUUGGAAGAGCAUUUGUCGCGCAAGGUGCCGUCGAAAAAGAGCGAUGAUUCGCAAUCAUGGAGUACCGUGCCUCUGGAACCACCGCCUCCGAUCAAGGAUCCUAAUCGAGGACUGCCCGUUGCUAGCAGUGGGGAGAUUGCCUUUGUUUAG